Stereum hirsutum FP-91666 SS1 is the source of this 1230-nucleotide messenger RNA. RefSeq lists its product as uncharacterized. The record is from RefSeq and is a predicted model, not a curated record. Gene Ontology annotation, molecular function: oxidoreductase activity. Bases 1 to 1230 code for a protein of 409 amino acids. Gene Ontology annotation, biological process: lipid metabolic process. NCBI's taxonomy places the organism in Eukaryota, Fungi, Basidiomycota, Agaricomycetes, Russulales, Stereaceae. The transcript is spliced from 11 exons.
AUGUCUCCUCCCUCCCCACACUCGUCUUUCAAACCCCUCAACCACAACAUCUCCCAAAUCCGAGCCGUCAUCCCACCGCGUUUAUUCGAACGUGACACGAGGACGAGUCUGUUUUACCUAGUUCGGGACCUGAUACAAAUUUUGGUGCUUGGGUUUGGGAUUUAUUGGUUCGAUUCGUUAUUGGCUGAGGAAGGGAAGGGUGCGGGUUGGUGGGUUUUGAGGAGUCUGCUCUGGGCAGGGUACUGGUGGUUCCAGGGGCUCGCGCUCACCGGUCUCUGGGUCCUCGGACACGAAUGCGGCCACGCAGCAUUCUCGCCCUCUCAACCCCUCAACGACGCCCUCGGUUUCGUGAUCCACACGGCGCUGUGGACUCCUUACUUCAGCUGGAGCAUUUCGCAUCAUCGGCAUCAUGCGAAUCAUGGGAGUAUGGAGAGGGAUGAGGUGUAUGUCCCGAAGACGCGAAGCGAUCUCGGUAUCCCACCAGAACCGCGACCCCAAUCUGACGGUCACGCCUCCACCACCUCCCCAAUAAACUACGCCGAAUACUUUGAAGACACGCCCCUCUACACUCUAGCUAUGCUCCUCCGUCAACAACUGUUUGCGUUUCCGGUUUAUUUGCUGUGGAACGUGUCUGGGCAGAAGGGCUACCCGAACUGGACGAAUCACUUUGAUCCCCGCUCCAUCCUCUUCCGCCCCUCCCAGUUCUGGGCCGUCAUCGUCUCCGAUCUCGGGAUCGGCACCAUGGUCCUCCUCAUGGUUAAGCUUUAUAAGACAUUUGGAGGAUGGAACGUGUUGUGGUAUUAUGGGAUACCAUGGCUGGGUGUUACGCACUGGUUCGUUAUGAUUACUUAUCUGCACCACACGACGCCCUACAUCCCGCAUUAUAGAGCCGGCGCGUGGACGUUCGUGAGGGGCGCCGCUGCGACGGUCGAUAGAGAUUUCUUGGGAUGGCAGGGGCGGUGGUUCUUGCAUGAUGUCGCACAUUUUCAUGUGAUACAUCAUUUCUUUCCGAAGUUGCCUUGGUACAAUGCCGAUCUUGCAACCUUCCAUCUCAAAGCACUCCUCGGCGACGCGUACCUAUAUUCCGAUGAGCCUGUCUUCCGGGCGUUGUGGCGGAGCUAUGUGGGGUGUCAGUUCGUUGAUGAUGAGGGCGACGUCUUGUUCUAUAGGGAUAGACGGGGCCGGUUCGGAGCUGGCAGGACGGAGUUGGAGAGCGUCAAGGUGGAAUGA